AAUCACCAUGGAUAAUCCACUGCAUUCUGAAUUCACUGAAGAAAUUAAAGAAGCUCUACAAAACAACAAUCAAGCUUUAGCUGUUGCAAAGAUCCAGGAGUAUUUGGACAAGAAGAAGAAUUAUCCACUAAAUAUUUCCGUCACAGGAAAGGGUAGCUCUGGUAAAUCCACCUUUGUCAAUGCCUUUAGAGGCAUAGACAACAGUGAUGAGGAAGCUGCCCCUACUGAUGAAACCACCUCAGAGGUUACACCAUACGCCCAUCCAAAUUACCCCAAUGUUACUCUGUGGGAUCUUCCUGGUGUUGGUACCACCGAGUUUCCAGCUGACAAAUACCUGGAGCAUGUUGGAUUUGAGAAGUUUGACUUCUUCAUCAUCAUCUCAGACACUUGCUUCAGAGAGAAUGAUGUGAAACUCGCUCAGGAGAUUCAGAAGAUGGAGAAAAAAUUCUACUUUGUUCGCUCAAAGAUUGACAACGAUUUACGAGCUGAGAAAAGAAGUAAGAGGGAGUUUGAUGAGAAAAAGACGAUCACACAAAAAACUGCAUUCAAGGCUUUCUGCAGCCCGUACAUAUACUAA
Dicentrarchus labrax (European seabass) is the source of this 577-nucleotide messenger RNA. RefSeq names its product T-cell-specific guanine nucleotide triphosphate-binding protein 2-like. The record is from RefSeq and is a predicted model, not a curated record. Lineage: Eukaryota; Metazoa; Chordata; Actinopteri; Moronidae. The transcript is spliced from 2 exons. Gene Ontology annotation, cellular component: membrane. Gene Ontology annotation, molecular function: GTP binding. Bases 8 to 577 code for a protein of 189 amino acids.